AUGCAUAUCCAACCAAUUCCCAUGUGGGUCGGCAGUAGCAACAACUACGCCUACCUAGUCGUCGAUGACAAGUCCCGUGAUGCGUUCAUUGUCGACCCGGCGAACCCGCCCGAGGUCGCUCCGAUUCUGAAGGAAGCCAUCAAGGCCUCCAACAUCAAACUCACGGCCAUUGUCAACACGCACCACCACUGGGAUCAUGCGGGCGGCAACAAGAAGCUCCUUGCCGAGCUGGACAUGCCGCAGCUGAAGAUUAUCGGCGGAAAGAACUGCGAGGGCGUCACCGCAACACCCAAGCACGGCGAGGAGUUCAAGCUGGGCGACAUCACGGUGCGGUCGGUGCACACGCCGUGCCACACGCAGGACAGCAUCUGCUUCUUCAUGGAGGACUCGACUGGCAAGGCCGUCUUCACCGGCGACACCCUCUUCAUCAGCGGCUGCGGCAAGUUUUUCGAGGGCUCGGCGGCCGAGAUGCACGAGGCUCUGAACGUGCGACUUGCGUCGCUGCCGGACGAAACCGUCGUUUAUCCGGGCCACGAGUACACGAGGUCCAACGUAAAGUUCGCCCUCUCGGUCCAGCAAAGCGAGGCAGUCAAGCAGCUCCGUGACUUUGCCGAGAGCAACGAGGUGACUACGGGCAAGUUUACCAUUGGCGAUGAAAAGAAGCACAACCUCUUCAUGCGCGUCGAGGAUCCCGAGAUUCAGCAGUCGACGGGCGCAACCGACCCGGUCGAGGUCAUGCAAAAGCUACGAGAGAUGAAGAACAACUUCAAGUGA
Molecule: messenger RNA, 774 nt
Organism: Drechmeria coniospora
Lineage: Eukaryota; Fungi; Ascomycota; Sordariomycetes; Hypocreales; Ophiocordycipitaceae
Product: hydroxyacylglutathione hydrolase
Exons: 9
Coding region: 1-774 (257 amino acids)
Molecular function (GO): hydroxyacylglutathione hydrolase activity
Source: RefSeq, a predicted model, not a curated record